AUUUUUCCGAGUCUCUGAAAAAGAAAACAAGAGCCCGGCUGUUUUGGUCCUUUCGGAUCUUCUUCUCUACUGAGUUUCGGUUUCAUAGUUUCAUUCAAAAAAUUUGAGAGUUUUUAAAAAUCCCGCCAAAUUUCCACACGCGGAAGUCGGAACUGCACACUUCACAAGGAAAAAACCGUGGGCAUAAAAAAUUCUGCCGGAAAAGAGAAGAAAACGAACCUCACGCAAAGGGGUCAAGUUAGAAAUGGAGAGGGGAAUGAUAUCAGUUGACCGGUGGGCGCAAGGCAGCCAAGCUUACUUCCUCACUCAUCUCCACGCCGAUCACACCGUUGGCCUGACUCCGACCUGGAAAUGGGGCCCGCUCUUCUGUUCCCAGGUCACCGCUAAGCUCUUCCUCACCAAAUUCGAUCAGUUUAAUAAGCUCAGCCUCCUCCGGAUUCUGGAUCUCGGACGUUGGUAUUCUCUCCCGCUCUUCUCUCCUUCCUCCGGCCAACCCGUUACCAUCCAAGUCAUGGCCAUUGAUGCCCAUCAUUGCCCUGGGGCAGUGAUGUAUUUAUUUCGUGGUGAAUUCGGAUGCAUGCUAUAUACUGGUGAUUUCCGAUGGGAAACCGUGGAUCCUAGAGCAGAGAUUGCCAGGGGCAUGUUGCUUGAAGCUCUCAAAGGGGUGAAAUUGGAUAUUUUGUACUUGGAUAAUACUUAUUGCGAUCCAUCAUAUUGUUUCCCUUCCCGUGAAGAUGCUUCUAGACAGGUUGUCGAUAUUAUCUCCUCUCAUCCAAAUCAUGAUAUAGUUAUCAGUAUUGACUCAUUGGGCAAAGAAGAUCUCUUGUUCUAUAUUUCAAAAAAGCUGAAGACAAAGAUCUGGGUUUGGCCGGAGCGUUUGCGAACUAUGCACCUUCUUGGAUUUCAGGAUAUUUUUACAACCAAUACAUCACUUACAAGAAUUCGGGCCAUUCCGCGUUACAGCUUUAGCAUGGAAACACUUCAAGCAUUGAACCUGAUGCGCCCUACCGUAGGAAUUAUGCCAUCUGGUCUUCCAUGGAUGAAGAAGAUUUUUAGUGGUCCCGGCAAUGUAGUGGGUCCUUCCCCUUCACACGGUGUAACCUGUUCGAAGACAAGGAAGCAAAAUGGAGUUCUAGCAAUUACAGAGAUCUGCAAUGAGUACAUAUAUACAGUUCCAUAUUCUGAUCACUCAUGCUUCUCAGAAAUAAAGAAAUUUGUUGAGCUUCUCCAGCCGACGGACAUUAGGGGCACUGUAUCUUCCUCACCCUCUAAUGUUGAACCGCGUAACUUCUUUGGCAACCAAAAGCCUUUCGGUGAAGUUAGAGCUGGAAAACACGAAGGUCCUCAAGUUAGAUCCCCUAUCGAGACAGUCGAGUCCAUUUUGGCCAGAAGAGAAAGAAUAAUAAAGAGAUGUGGUCGUCUUAUCUCUCGUCAUUUUAUCUCUCGUCUGGAUAGAGUGCGAUUACUGAGAAGACUGAGGCGCGGCAUAAAGAUCACCGACAGUGAGUUUUCUCCUUAACUAUGUUAAAAUUGAGUGAACAGCUAUCUUAACUCUCAAUAACUAACUGCAUCUGCUUAUCAUGAAGAGAGGGAAAGUGUCAUAUUAGCAUUGUAGAACCAGUAGGUUGGGCCAUGUAACACGCGUAAAUGUUAUUGUUAGAGUUGAUUGUUCCUCAUUGUGUUUGCUAACAGCUGUGACUAGUUUAUAAAUUCCUAGGGUCUCUCCACUCAUAUCCCACUGGAUGCUCAGUUUUCUGGUAGUUGAAGUGCAUGAUUUUAAUAGUGAUAAGAAAAGAAGUUUUAAGAAUAGUUUUUUGCUGCCCAGUUGACAUUACAUUACUGAGUGGAUAUGACUCUUAAUGAUUCUAGUGUGGAAUAUCUUCUGCCUCUUGAUAUGAAUGUGACAUGGAUUUGUAUCCCUUCUUUGAUCCAUUAUUCAUGAGAACGACAAAGGUCUACUGCAGAAAGUGUUUAUAUUCUCCUCUGCUCCAUCAUUGU
Molecule: messenger RNA, 1998 nt
Organism: Oldenlandia corymbosa var. corymbosa
Lineage: Eukaryota; Viridiplantae; Streptophyta; Magnoliopsida; Gentianales; Rubiaceae
Source: the annotation of a GenBank genome assembly